AUGAAGCUCCCACUUCUCCCCCUCCUCUUCACAACCCUCUCCUCCGCAGCCAAUACCCUCUGUGGCCCAGACGAGGCAAUCCUCAUCCUCGACAACAACACCACCACCACCAUCAAGAAAGCCGACAUUGCCGCCUACCUCCCCAACGUCUCCUUCCUCCCCCCCAACACCACCUAUCCCCCUCUCAUCAACACCACCACCACCCCCUCCAACCACACCAAACGCAGCAGUUCCACCGAACUCAUCAUCGAGCUCCCCUCCCUCAGCUUCCUCGGCUGGGACAUCGCCAUGUCCACCGUCACCCACGCCAACCAAGCCGACGCCACCAUCGCCAUCGCGGCCGGCCAAAUGCUCGCCGACAGCAUCGCCAUCGGCGAAUCCGCCGACCUCACCCUCGUCAAGGAUUUCCUCUCCACCAGUUACAGUCUGACGUACACGCACACCGUGACCAGCACGUUGACCGGCACGGUCACCAUGACGAUCCCGGCCAAUAAGUGGGGUGCGAUUGUGAGUAACCCGUUGACCCACCGGAAGCGGGGGUAUGUGUUCACGGGGGAGCCGGGCAAUGGUCAGUUUGAGUAUUAUCAGGCGGAUUCGUUUGAGAGUGCGAGUUAUAGUUAUUCGGCAGGGACGUUGGCGUGGGUGAAGGGGGUUGUGACCACGUGUUUGGGGGAUGGGUAUCCGUUGCCGAGGUGUGAGGGGAGUGGGGUUUUGGAGUAA
This is a messenger RNA of Aspergillus ibericus CBS 121593, 720 nucleotides long. RefSeq lists its product as uncharacterized. Bases 1 to 720 code for a protein of 239 amino acids. Lineage: Eukaryota; Fungi; Ascomycota; Eurotiomycetes; Eurotiales; Aspergillaceae. The record is from RefSeq and is a predicted model, not a curated record. The transcript has a single exon.